Molecule: messenger RNA, 2054 nt
Organism: Astyanax mexicanus (Mexican tetra)
Lineage: Eukaryota; Metazoa; Chordata; Actinopteri; Characiformes; Acestrorhamphidae
Gene: rxrgb
Product: retinoid X receptor, gamma b
Exons: 10
Coding region: 270-1652 (460 amino acids)
Biological process (GO): retinoic acid receptor signaling pathway; response to retinoic acid; anatomical structure development
Cellular component (GO): nucleus; RNA polymerase II transcription regulator complex
Molecular function (GO): zinc ion binding; retinoic acid-responsive element binding; nuclear steroid receptor activity
Source: RefSeq, a predicted model, not a curated record
AGUGAGAGAGAGAGUAUCAGCACUGUGUCAGAUAACGAGCUGGGCUGUGUUAUUAGUCCCUCCUCCGGCUGUCGCUGGCGCUGGGCCGUGUCCCUCGCGCCUCCCCCUCAGAGGGGCCCUGAGAGCAGGCUAAAGCUAGCAGCGUCCGCCGAGUUUCCUCACUCGGCCGGGGAGCGGAUCCAGGAGGAGGAGAUGCCGCUGUGUCUGACGGCCCAGCUACAGCCACCACCGCCCGCACAGCACACCGGAGCGGACCUCUGAGCGGAGAUAUGGAUAAUAAUGAGGCGUACUUACACCUGAAUUCGUCUGGGGCCCUGAAUUCAUCUUCCUCUCAGCCACCACCAAUGAGCACCAUGAUGGGACAUCCGUCGGUCAUCAGUUCCUCACGGCCCCUCCCCUCAGGCAUGGGACCACUAGGAUCGCCUGUCAACGGACUGGCUUCACCCUACUCAGUCAUUACUUCCUCCAUGGGCUCUCCUUCCAUCUCACUACCCUCCACGCCUGGCAUGGGAUUCAGCACCCUUAACAGCCCACAGAUGAACUCUCUGAGCAGUGUGAGCAGCUCUGAGGACGUGAAGCCUCCUCCUGGUCUGCCACCUCUGGGCAACAUGAACAGCUAUCAGUGCACCAGCCCCGGCUCCAUGUCCAAACACAUCUGCGCCAUCUGCGGAGACCGCUCCUCAGGAAAACACUAUGGCGUGUACAGCUGUGAAGGCUGUAAAGGCUUCUUUAAGAGGACCAUCCGAAAAGACCUGACCUACACAUGUCGAGACAACAAGGAGUGCCUGAUCGACAAGCGGCAGCGCAACCGCUGCCAGUACUGCCGCUACCAGAAGUGCCUGGCCAUGGGCAUGAAGAGGGAAGGUGUGUGUGGGAGUAUGGCGGUUCAGGAAGAGAGGCAGCGUGGGAAGGAGAAGAGCGAUAAUGAGGUGGAGUCAACCAGCAGUUUUAACGAAGAAAUGCCGGUGGAGAAAAUCCUGGAUGCAGAGCUCGCAGUGGAACCCAAAACGGAAACACAGACAGACGGCAGCCCUGGAAACUCUACAAACGACCCGGUCACUAAUAUUUGCCAGGCAGCCGACAAGCAGCUCUUCACACUGGUGGAAUGGGCAAAGAGGAUACCGCACUUCUCAGACCUACCCCUAGAUGACCAGGUCAUUCUGCUCAGGGCAGGUUGGAACGAGCUGCUCAUCGCGUCAUUCUCGCAUCGCUCCGUCACUGUGAAGGAUGGCAUCCUGCUGGCCACCGGCCUUCACGUACACCGCAGCAGUGCCCACAGUGCUGGGGUGGGCUCUAUUUUCGACAGAGUGCUGACUGAGCUGGUGUCUAAAAUGAAGGACAUGCAGAUGGAUAAGACAGAGCUGGGCUGCCUGAGAGCCAUAGUCCUUUUUAACCCAGAUGCUAAAGGCCUGUCGAACCCAUCUGAGGUAGAGGGGCUCAGGGAGAAGGUCUAUGCAUCUCUGGAGUCAUACACAAAGCAGAAAUACCCCGACCAACCUGGCAGGUUUGCUAAGCUCUUACUGCGCCUUCCGGCUCUCCGCUCCAUUGGUCUAAAGUGUCUGGAGCACCUCUUCUUCUUCAAGCUGAUCGGAGACACGCCCAUAGACACCUUCCUCAUGGAGAUGCUGGAAGCGCCCCACCAGAUCACAUGACACAAGCCCUGCCCCACUAUCGUUUCUUUUGUACAUACACCCUUGUAAUAAUUGAUAUGAUGAACUUGAUCGAGGAUGUAAGCUGCGUAUUUUGUACCAAGCACAAAUUAUUACUGAUGUGAAAACAAAAUUUGUAUGGGGAGGGGGGUCGGAGUUGGAGUGGGAUAGCUUUCAAAGUACACUGUCAAAAUGAAUUUGAAUAGAUUUGUUUUGGAAAGAAUUUUGCUCUUUGUAAAUAGAUAAUUCAGGUGUCCACUCUAACAGCAAAACAAUGCAAUAAAGAACAUUUAUUUUAUUCAAAAAGAAUGAAGUUUAUCAAAGAAAAAAACAUAAUUUCUAAAAAAAAAAAAAGAAAAGAAAAAUGCAGUUUAGAAUCCUGCCUGAAUAAAAUAUUUAAAUUUA